Metopolophium dirhodum (rose-grain aphid) is the source of this 2159-nucleotide messenger RNA. RefSeq lists its product as uncharacterized. Bases 801 to 2078 code for a protein of 425 amino acids. The record is from RefSeq and is a predicted model, not a curated record. The transcript is spliced from 11 exons. NCBI's taxonomy places the organism in Eukaryota, Metazoa, Arthropoda, Insecta, Hemiptera, Aphididae.
UGCGUAUUUAGUAUUUACUAUUGUACUAUCUAAUAUAAUAUUAAUUUAUUGUUUAUAGUUAACGAGUAUAACGGCGCGGCGGCAGCGCAUUGUAAAAUUAUUAAUAUUAUAUUUUAGUGCUUCACUGCGACGCUCCACGCUCCACUAGGUAUCCAUAUUCCACGGUUACGAAAAAUCAUUUUUUUUUGCCUCGUGGUUCGUUUCGUGCGUUCUGGAUUUGUUGUUGUUGAUUGUUGUCGUUGAUGUUUGGUUUGAAUGUUUCACUGUUUCAGCGUUCCGCCAUUGUAUCUUGCAUUUGCGUAUAUACCUAGUGUUGUUUUUUGUAUCUACGUAUAACGUUUUUCGUUUAGUUUGUGGAUUUAUUGUACUUCGCUAAGCUACUGAACGUGUGUCAAUUUUCGUUGAUUGUACUUUCCGUUGAGGUUUCCACGUUCCGCCAUUGCGUCUUGCGUGAUAUAAGUAUAUAGUUAAGAUAAAAACCAUGUCAGAUUUAAGUAUUUGUGAAGAAGAUGUUGGAAUCAUGGAAUUAAGGAAUUACGUAAUUGUUGAAUUUGUUGAUGGUGUUCAAGUAGUUCCACACAAUUGGAUAUCAUCUAACCAGACAGAAACAUUUUACCCAGAAAAUAUAAACUCCAGGAAAUAUGACAAACUGGUCCUUAAUACCGUUCCAUAUGAGUCUUCAUGGAAAACAUUUUCUAUAAAAAAAAUUUGGGGUUCCUCUGAUAACUUUAUUAGGGCAAAACAAAAGUUAAAAAUUGCUUUGCAAUUAUCUGAAGCUGAAGACUUAAAUUCUGAGAUCGAUGAAGUGCUUGCAAAAAAAAAAACGGAGAGAGCUUGCUAAUAAAAGGGUGAAUAGACAGAGUAUAUUAUCGCCCAAAAUGAUAAAAAGUCAAACUUCAAAAUUAUCUAAUUUUUCUAUUCCACCACUUCCAAUAGAUCCAUUUAAGUCAUUACCUCUUGUCAUAACACAAAAAAGAAAAAUCUGUAAUUUGCAGUCCAACAAGUUUAAACAUUCACCUAAAGAAAAAAAUUGUAAAAAAUUAGAUGAAGUGUCAAUGGCUAGUCAUAAAAAUGUUGGAAAGAAUACUAGAGAUAACGAAUCUUGCAGAAAAAAUAUUGGACAUUUAUACUCCCCUUCUACAAGUCAACAAAAUUGGUCGGUUGAUAGGACAUUUAUUGAAGAAAAUACUGAAGAAAAUGAUCUGAUGGCAUCUCCUCCAAUGUUUAGUCCAAUUAAAAGUGGUCUAAAAAGAAGUAUUUUUGAUAUGACACCGCAAAAACCGGUAAAAAAUGUUGCUGUGAGAAAACUGUUUCCUUCAACACAGUACAAUUCCAAUACAUCAAAAAUAGGCAGUGAAGCUAUUGCAAAUUAUCUGAUGGCAACUCCUUCAAAAUUGAAUGAUAGCCCAAUUAUAAGUUUAACAGGCCUUUUUCAAAGCACACCAGAAUCUGCUCAUAAAAAUGUAACACCUGUAGCAGACAGUCAACUAAUAUCUUCGACAACACAGUCUGAGACAUUCUCAAAAGACAGUGAAGCUAAUGUUAACCAUGGUUGUAUUUUAAAAUUUAUUACCUCAACAUUACCACAGCUUAAUACAAAAUUAAAUAAAAUUAUUUUAAAUCAGUCCAAACAUGAAGAAUUGCUAAAAAAAAUUUUACAAAAUAAAACAGUGCACGAUGAGAGCUUUUAUGACAACACGGAUUUAGAAGAAUUCCCAUUACAUAAUUUAGAUUCCUUAAAAGAAAUAGAUGGAAAACUAAAGUCAGAUACAUUAUUUUACAAAUGUUUGGUAAAACGAUUGAAAGAAUUUGGUGGUAAUAAUGUGUAUAUGGUGACCAAAUGCAUUAUGGACUUCUUGAUGACUGAUAAUUUAGGGAUGCAAAUAUCUCUGACAGGACGUGGAACAAAUAAUAAGAAAAAUGAAAAAAUGUCACUCAUUUCAUUAACAAUGUUUAAAUUGAUAACACGAGUAAUAUUGAAAAAUGUAUCCGGUUCAACAAUUACUAGUAUUAAUAAAGCGGUUACUGGGUGGUUAAAACAUGCCAAGGAAAGAAAUGGACGAAGAGAAUCAUUGUAGUGCAAUUAGUCAUUGAAAUAAUUAUUUAAUGGUCAUUAUAGUGAUCAAACAUUAUUUAAAGUUAGUUUUUUUUUUUUUGUA